Molecule: messenger RNA, 8140 nt
Organism: Gadus morhua (Atlantic cod)
Lineage: Eukaryota; Metazoa; Chordata; Actinopteri; Gadiformes; Gadidae
Gene: nexmifb
Product: neurite extension and migration factor b
Exons: 3
Coding region: 546-4817 (1423 amino acids)
Biological process (GO): negative regulation of cell adhesion mediated by integrin; negative regulation of neuron migration; negative regulation of cell-matrix adhesion
Cellular component (GO): nucleus
Source: RefSeq, a predicted model, not a curated record
ACUGCGCGCGGCAAGGAGGGGGAGAGGUCCAGCUGCAAAAAAAGAAAAAAGAAAAAAAUACGGCAGAUAGCUACGACAAUGCAAUCAUCAAGCAGCUCGUAAAAGAAAAAAGCUAUAGCUCACGCGGCUGAAGUGACAACCGCAAAUGAGGGAUUUGAAAGCUGAAAACGGGGGAUAUGAUGACACGCUGAGUGCCCCAGUGCGUUUCCUGGAAUACCAAUUCUUCCGUAAGUAAAAAUGGAGCGGCAGUGGAGAGGAGCCUCGCGCUGUCUCCAUCACUGAGAGGCGCGUCCACCUGCUAUUAUUACCGGAGGCCCUGGCUGGCGGCUGCUGCUGGUGCUUUUUCUUGGGGGGUGGGGGGGCGAAGACAUGCAGGGGAAGUGCUUGCAUUUCGGGGGGAAGAAGACGCAUCUCUGAUACGGUCCAAAGAAACGGAGAAGAAGGAAGCCCAUUGCGACGGGGAAAAAAACGCAGUCUGGGUGCAUUCGCUCUGGAGGUGGGUCUGCCGAAAUGCUGCAUAGGCGGUAGAAUGAUAAGCCGUUUUGAUGGAUGUACUAACAGUCAGCGGUCUCACAUUUAACGUGAAGACAACACAACCAGAGGAUGUCGAUCUAGUGGAGAACACAGGACUAUGUGAUCAGAGUGGAGAACUGAGGCUCGGUGGACUCGUUGAUGCUGCUCAUCCCCCCUCCUCUCCAGCCCCCGCCGCAGGGACAUCGCAGAGGGUCUACCCCACCCACCAGAGGUCCACACCUGCAUCCCCCAUCCUCCCCCUGCCCCUUGACACUGAAUCCUCUCUGAGCCUGACUUUGGUCCCCUGCCCUCUAGCCCAUGAGGUUCAACCUAUAGCCCCUCACGUGCACGGCACCCCGAUUCCCUCCUCGCUUCCUAGCCCAGCCAUAAGUUCCUGGGUCCCAACGGAAGAUCCCCACAAGGCCACCCUACCACUGCCUGUUUCCCUGCCCCUGUCAUCCACAAUGAUGGAGCCUGGCACUGUCUCGGUCCUGACAGACGAGUGUCUUCUACAGCCUAGCCGAACCUGCCUUGGCUGUUUCAUUGAGACCACAGACCAUAACUCCAUCCAUGAAACCCCCCAUGACCCUACCACCAACCCCGACCCCGAGCCUGGCUUAAGUGUGAGGAUAGGCGAUGUGGGUCGAGAGGACUUCUCGGACAUCAACAACAUAAGCAUCCAGUGCCUGAGCCAUGCUGGGGAAGCAGGUAGCCACUAUGGAGAACAGCUCCUUUCUGAUCAGCUCCUCAACUUCCCCCUGCCCAAAGCCCCUGGCGAGGGCAAGAGAGGGGACGGGGACAAAAUAACAGACUGUGAUGACCCAGAAGAUGAUGCAACCACAAAGAAUCUAUAUGAGGGGUUGUUACUGGACAAGGUGAAUGGAGAGGAGGUUCUGUUAGCUAAUGCCGGUCAGGAUUGGGGCUAUUUUGAGUCUUUCAUCAGUGAGAGCAAGAUGGAGCUCCUUGACCUGUGCUCCAAGAAUGAACUGUCAGUAAACCUCUUCUCAGAGGAGGAUGUCGAUAACCUAUUUGAUGAUGAGGACGAUGACUCCACUUUAAGCAGCGAUGUUUGUUCCCUAAAGAUUCGCUACGAGUCUUUCCAGGACAACAUGAGGGAGAAAACAAAUGUUCUCCAGGAGGAGACCCAGUUCAACUUCUUCCCCAGUGUCCUGGCCAAUUGUGGCAAAAAGGAAGAGGGAGUGGCGGUGCCAAAAAGGGGUGCAGAGAAGCACCCGCCAAAAUCGGAAGACCUCAUACUCGUGGCCGAGCAGGUGGAGAAAGCCGGGGACUGCAGUAGUGGAAGUCCCCUCGAUGGCUCCCAAGCCUCACCCAUGUCCACCCCUAAAGUAAACUACCUACUGGACUUCAACUCCACCGAGGAGUCGGGCGAGUAUAGCGAUGACAGCUCCUGCACUGGCUCUUCUUCAGACACCCUGCAGGAAGGCAAAAUAAAGAAAGGCCACUCCAGACGGUUUUUAAGCCCCUCCAAUCCUCUCAACUAUGGCUUGCGCUCCAAAAGGAAGGUCCGAUACAGUGAUGACUACCUAUAUGAUGUGGACUCAAUUGAGAGUGAGAAAAACACAGAGAAGAAAGAAAAGGCACCAUCAGGUCAAAAGGAAGAGGAGGACGUAGACUGGUGUCCCAAGAAACGCCGGAAAUCCUGCCGUAAAGAGCCCCCCGUAGUCAUCAAGUAUAUUAUCAUCAACCGGUUUAAAGGAGAGAAACACAUGUCAGUGAAAUUGGGAAGAAUGGAUCCUGUGGAAGAUAGUGUGAGCUUAAAUGCAGACUCAGUGAGCAAGUAUGAAACAUUGGCUCCUCUAAAGAAUUUCUGGCAAGAGAGGCAAAGGAAAAGAGAGGAGCAGCUUAAGCUGGCUGCCAGAGAUAAACGGCAACGCAGUUUCCAUCUAAAUGGACGCCAUCAUCGCCCAUUCAAUUCCAGUCACCCCAAAAGGAAAUAUAAGAUUGCAAAUAGGCUUAAGGUUCAGAGGAUUCACACAGUGGAGCAAUCAGCAACAACACCGGGCUCCUGUCCCUCUGAUCAAGGUGUCACUAAAGAGGAGACCACCCCCAUGGACCUAGCAGGAGUAAUUGAAGCCCCCACCUUCCCACUCACAUUAGACUCUAACGCCAUUGCACAGGCAGUCACAGCCAAGAGUCGCUCCCAGGAGAGGGAAGAGAGGGAGGCGAGACUGGGAGGAAAUGCAACAGGCAGGAUAAGGAAAUUUAAAAGUGAAGCCCGACUGAGGAGCAUGAAAAUGAAAGCAGCUGAGGGAGAGGAGGGGAGGAGUGUGACAAAUGUAAUGGAUGCAUUUGCCACUGUGGCACAGAUUGAGGGCCCUACCGCAGGGUUAGGCGAGACAAGCUCAAACACAGUCAGCACCCAUUUCUCUGACACCUCUGCCACUAAUAACACACCUGAGGAGAAAUUUCCUUUUGUUUCCUCAACUUGCUCCCCCGACAAAGCGAGAUCAUCAGAGGAGGUGGAGGACGGGGUGUCUGUCAUCCCCGGGGGCUACCUGCAGACCCUGUUGGACGGCACAGACUCGUCCGGUGGAGCGGCCAUCUCUUAUUUCCCCCAGCAACCCUCGAGGCAGCAGUAUCCUCUGGGUACGUCCCUAGAGGAGAAACAGUUUACUUCAAUGCAGCUCGCUCAGAGCUGUGUCCUCUCUCCUCCCUCGGAGUCGGAGCUCCAACAGUCACCCCAAAACUGCCCGAACUUUUCCCAGAUGUGGCAUCCUCAGCUUUGCCCCAGCCACGGCCAGAGCUUCGGGCCUGACACCAACGAAACUCCCAUUUUACCCAACAACUGCCCUGCUACAUUACCCUUGAAUGACAGCUUGCCCGUAUCCAACUAUAACCAACUGAGUUCUGAGGCUGACAGGCUGCUUUACCAAAAGAGCUACCUAGCCCAGGCUGGACUGCAGCCCGGGGCAGAUAUGCAAGUGUGUCAGUCUGCUGCUCUGGAUGGCCAGGUGCAAUAUCAGAGAGGAUCGCUGUGCACAGACAAUGGCAGGCUCAUCAGCUAUGACUCAGUGGGCUCUCUGUCAGCCUCAUCCAGCAAUUACAGCUCCCUGAGCCUCAAGUCCUGCGAGCGUGAGGGUGAGGAAGAGGGCCGAGACAACUUCUUAGCUCACUGCAGUCCGAAAGUGGUGAUUCAGCAGAGUUUGGACGCCCUCACCCCUCUCAGGGAGUCUUCAGACCUACUAGAUAUCUCCAACUUCACCCCUGACAAGUUUAGGCACUCGUCACUGUCAGAGCUCUCCCCUCCCGAGACCCCCAAUCUGUCACCCCAGGUGGUGUGGCGUGAGAUAAAGAUGACGGGGAAAGCUGGGGAAUAUCAGGAGGGAAAUGAUUCUACAGUGGACAACAGUAGGGAGGUGAAGUGGAACGGUGAUGUUAUUCAGCAGCAGGAGCACAGCGGUCCGUAUACGGCUGAAGAUGGCCAGUUCACACUGCAACACUUUAACAGCGAGGGAGGCUUAGGUUUAGUUAAAAAGGUGUUGGUUAGUACAGAUUUUGAUGAACACACUACUGAGAUGAAUGGUAUGAAAAGCACAAAGACAAAGAAAAAAGGCAGUUACAAACAAACCCCCGCAGGUCAAGGCCCUAAGAAGAGCCGGGCUCCUAAAGCAACCAAGACAGAAAAGGUCAAAGCUCCCAAACAGAACUCUCGCUCCACCAAAAAGAUCAAGGCCAUGUUAGAGGGUAAGGCUGCAAAGAAUCAAGCUGGUGGUUGUGGCACAGGCCUAACUGACAGUAGCAGCACUGGUGACUGGUCUGGCACCGGAUGGUCAGAGAACAACAGUCUGGUAGGAGAUGACCAGAGAGAAUUCGAGGAACCCUCCAACAUUCUGUCCAACAUUGUCUCUGGCAUGGCGGAAGUCCAGAGAUUCAUGAUGGCCUCCAUUGAGCCAUUAUGGGACCCAAUGGCUGAGGCCUGUAUAACCCCUGAGGCUAAUAGCCUCAACCUAAAGACCCUGAAAAUCUUGGCAGGCACAGAGGCUGACCUGAAGAAAAAAGGAGCCCUCCUAACAGGUGCUGGCAGAGGGAGAAAGGCUGGGGGAAAGGGAGGCAAAAACCAGGCCAAAUUCAAUCCGUCCCACCCCUUAUUCCCGCAACUUGCUCUGGGCUGUAAUAUGUUUGACAAGCCUAACUUUAUUAACCCUGGGCCUGCACACAAAAAGUUGUACCGCCACAAGACCAGUGCAAAGUUCCCUCGGAUUGAGACACUGAAAGGGAAGCGAGCUGAGAGAGACCCAAAUAAGGACAUAGCUCUGAUGGCCUCUUUUGAGACACUGAGGUAAUAUUUUGUUAUUGACUGCUGUUGCACCCAACACCCCCUCCCACCCCACACCAGCUCCCACCCCCCAUUGCCCCAGCCCCCCCCACUGCUCACCAACCCCCCCACUACCUGCUCAGCCUCCCCUACCCAAGCAUACCUACACUGAUGCUAUGCCAGAGCUGCAUGACUUCUACGUUCCCCCUGAUUACCCCCCACUACCUUUUAACCCCUGAAGAGGAAAUUAUUAUCUGCAUGAGAAAAACUUCUUGUACUUUGCAAACUACCUAUUGAGUGAUUGUGUCAAGCUUGAUUGAGAUUUGAAAUGACCAUGGCUGCAUUUUUCUUGCUUUUGUUGUUUCUGCUUUGGUUGUUCCUAUAGUUGUUUCAGUUUUAUUUUUUGUCUGAAAAAAAGAAUAAUGAGCCUUGAAAAAACAGUUCUGUCGCCUUUUUGAAGAACUUUUGUUUUUGUAUUUCUCAGCAAAAUUAGCUGCCCUGAAUUAUGUAUUUAUUCCCCCCUUUUCCCCUAAAGAUGUAGCUAUUUAAAACAAAUGCAUUGAGUGACAUCUACGCACCCCUCCUCCUCAUCUGUUUUUGUAUGCAGAAAAUGGAUGUCCUGUUGUUGCCGUCCUUCAUACACUGCCUGGCUUAUUUCAAGAGGGGAAACGACAAGUAAUGAGCCUUGUUUGAGCCCAAGACAUAUUUUCCACAGGAUGGGACCAUUUUGUAAUCGAUGACAUAUCAAACAUUGUCUUGAGCCUUCUUUUUCUUCUCUCAAUGUUGCAAUGACUCCCCAUUUUGUUUUGUUUUUUAUCAAGCUUUUUUUUCUGGAGUUUAAAGACCUACUGUUGAUCUAAAUUUACAGGUUAAUGUUUGCCAAUUCACAAAAGCUCCUACAAAAGAGUAUUUUUGUCAAUGUUGUUGUACAGGGACAUGCAAUAUUUGCAAAAAAAAAAGAAAAAAAGAAUUAUUAUCUUAAAAUCAAUGUGCCAAAAGUAACAAUGCUGUGUAAAUGACCUCUUAUAUAUGUGUGAAUAUUGGCUAUUCCUCUUUUUUAUCCAUUUGAAUAUUGGCUGCUCGGGUCAGAAUAUCCUGAUAGUGACUUGCCGCUCCUUCAUUUUGGACUUUUCUCACCUCUGGCGAAAGGCACCAACCAAGCUGUCAGUGGUAAAAAGCCACUCACUAAACCAAAACCGAAAGACUCUGAAUUCUUCUUUCCCUCUCGUUGUUUGCCAAAUUCAGUUUACCUUGACAUCUGCCUGGCUCUGAGUAGCUUAAAAAGGGUUAAAGAAAGAUUAUUAUUAUUUUGAAGGCUACUGUGAUGGAAGAUGAAAAGGGUAAUGGGGCUGGACCGACAGGAGUACCGCAGAGUUUUUGCAGGGUGGGGGCACUUGAAAUGAAAGGCGACUUAUUAACUUAUUUGUCAAUGCAAGCAUUAACGGUAAAUGCAAUCAUGACGUAAUGUUCUCCGCAGUCAGAUUUCAUGUGAAUGCAUAAAAGGUGAGAAUGAAAUCAGUAAUAUUAAUGAAAGGAAGUGUCUUUACAUUUUUACUCCGCAUGAGAUUUCUGUUAUUUUACUGCCUGAUUUGUUAUUUUGGAUAGAAAUUUGUUUAAUGAAUAUAGUAGUCGUUAUAUAACAAGUUAAUUUGGUCUCUAUUUCUUUCAUGUAUGAAUCAUAUAAUGUCAAUAGAAGCAAAAGGUCCCCAAACCAGUCAUAUGAAUUACAGUCUGGUCAUAUUUGCUCAUAUCACAUCUGAACAUCCAUAGUAAAAUGGGUUCUGAAUCCAUAUAAUCAGUUGUAAAUUGAUGGAAAACAAGACUAUCAUAAUGUUUGUAACGAAAGGCAAUUUUAAUGUCACCCUAUUGCAACAAGCGUAUGCGAUUAUGUACAUUUUUCAAAACAAAAAAAUAAAGAAAUACGAUUAAGAAAUACUACAUUAAAUGGAUAUUGUAAUUCAGAUACACUAUAUGGUAGCAGUACCAUAAAAAAAUGUUAUAUAGAUUCAUUUGAUACUAUAUGCAUUUAUACUACCAAUAGUAAUUUCUUGAGAAUAGAAAUACAGAGCCAAUACAAUCACUUUUUGCUGCAUAUUUUAACUACAAAUCUCCUUUCAAUCUUCCUAGACUGUAUGCCUUUAAUUUCCUUCUCCAAUAUCUGUUUAAACCGAGCACUAAUUAACUACAACUGCAUGAAGAUGUGCCAACAUAUCGACACUUGAUUUAUGAAAAAAGCCUUGUCACUUUGGCUAUGGUAAUUCUGAAGCACAGGAGGAUGGGGGAUGGAUCUCUUGCAGAAAGGCAAGAAUCAUAAUCAAACUGUUCUGUCCAUUUUUAUUAUUUUCUCUCUCUUUGCCAUACUAUUUUGGUUGUUCCUUUGUCACUAGUGUAUCAGGGUUAGGUCCAAGACAAGCUGCUGAAGGAAAGCGCCACACUUAGUCUGCCUUCACUCAUUUCUGCCUAUUGUCAAAUUGAAUGUACUUUUCUGUGUUCAUAAUUGUCGUUUCCUUUGUUUCUUUUUUUUUCUUUUUGAUGUGCCACUGUUGAGCUGCCUCAUGUUAAUGGUGCUAAGAAAGUUGACAAUUCGUUUUUUUUUGUUUUAUUUCAUUUUCCCAGAGAUAACAAAAAAGAAAUGCAAAAUACAUAAGGUACCUAACCCUCUUUAUGAAUGUAUAUUAUAUUGUUAUUUUAUGUUUGAUGUGUUCACACCAUGAUUCAAUGAAAUUAUUUGAAAUUACUUUGGUCUUUUCAUUAAAAGAAUACCGAGCUUUAUAUAUACUGUCUAGAGUCACCAGAAAGGAUCUUAAUGAACUCUUGACACUACAAAAUCUUGUAUAUUUUUUGUGUGCCAAUUUGUAACAUAUUUUGUAAGUGUAUAUUUUUCUUAGAAAGUGCUGUGAAGUAUUUGUGUGUGUGAGUAACCUUUUAUGCGCCUCUACAGGCAGUGGAAAGGAUAUACAACGACAAGUUUCUGGUUUUAAAAACCAAAAUAUGAAAGUAUUGACAGAAAACUAGAAAUAUUUACAUUUUGUUGGAAGUUUUGUAAUAAGACCAUGAUCUUGUUGUGAGAGUGUUGUGUUACUGUGCAAAACACAAAUAAGCAAAGAAAAAAUUACUUGCAAAAAAAUCUCAUUUGUGAAGAAUUUGCUGUUUUAUAGAUUUUCAUGUAAAUUAUUUGAGUAUAAUUUUGUUUUUUGUUUUGUUUGUUUUUGUUGUAACUGUUGCAAAGGUUUUAAAUAUUUGUGAUCAAGCCUGUAUGGUGAUAAUGUAAUAUUGGUAACUUGCUGAGUUUUGUAAUAAUGUUUAUGGAGUAAAUAUACAAAUUAAAAUACGAUUUUGAAUGCUGCUUUC